AUUUAUCAAUUUGACAUUGUAUAAAUGUAAAAAUAAAAAAGAAUUUUUGUAACUAUUUUUUUCUGACAACUUUGGCUUCGAAAUUUAAAUUAAAAAAAAAAAAUGUCUGGUCGCAAAAAUUCUGGAGGGACUCGUUCAUAUGGAAGUAGAAAUUAUAAGAGUCGAGGUUCAUCGGCACCUCAAAGACAACCACAAAGAGGACGAUCUUACAGCACCGUUAGUUCAAAAGAUUCUUUAAAAUCAGCAGACACAAAAAAUAGAUUAACAGUAACAAAACCUGUGGAUAAUCAAAAUAAUAUUAAACAACCUUCUUCAAUGAAAAAUUUUAUUGCAUCAGCUGCAGGAGUUGCUGCAGGUUCUGCAGUAGGACAUGCAGUUGGAAAUACUAUGUCAAAAGCAAUAAAUUCUCCACAAGCAAUUGAAUCGACAUCAUCUAGAGGUGGUAUAGGAAUAUGUUCUACUGAAGUUCUUCAAUUUUUUCAAUGCGCCUCUCAAAACUCAAAUCUAGACACAUGCAAAGCUUUUCACAAUAUGAUGCUGGAAUGUCAUCAUCGUCAUCAGUUUCAUAAUUAAAUUAACUGCAAAAAUAAAAUUGCAGAAAAAAAAAGAAAAGAAAAAA
Messenger RNA from Leptopilina boulardi, 619 nucleotides. Its product is annotated as coiled-coil-helix-coiled-coil-helix domain-containing protein 10, mitochondrial-like. Gene Ontology annotation, cellular component: mitochondrion; nucleus. Gene Ontology annotation, biological process: mitochondrion organization. The record is from RefSeq and is a predicted model, not a curated record. NCBI's taxonomy places the organism in Eukaryota, Metazoa, Arthropoda, Insecta, Hymenoptera, Figitidae. The transcript is spliced from 3 exons. Bases 103 to 573 code for a protein of 156 amino acids.